Molecule: messenger RNA, 1089 nt
Organism: Fusarium musae
Lineage: Eukaryota; Fungi; Ascomycota; Sordariomycetes; Hypocreales; Nectriaceae
Exons: 2
Coding region: 1-1089 (362 amino acids)
Biological process (GO): anaphase-promoting complex-dependent catabolic process
Cellular component (GO): anaphase-promoting complex
Source: RefSeq, a predicted model, not a curated record
AUGUUCACCACACUACCAGACUUCACACCGCGAGACUCGCAUUCUUUGUGGUACAGAUCUUCUCGCAGUCCUUACACCCCAUCUGGACCUCUCGACGACUUUAGCGGUGAUACUCAUAACAUUCAACAUGGCGCAAACCAAGCUCGACAACGAACAAAGCUCAUUGAGCGAUCAGCUCUCGCUCGGCUGGCCGCAGACGAACAGUACAUGCAGAGAAGACGACUGAACGUUCAGAAUUAUGGCAGCGGCUGGCUGAAACCCCCAGGUCUGCCUAAGACAUUGCACCAGAUGCGUGAGGAGAAGCGGGAACAAGAAGAACACCAAGAAUCAAUGCGCCGAGAGCAAUUAGCUCAAGAACUAGCUGAAGCUGAAGCGGAUAAUAUGCCUGGCGAGGGUACUAUGGACGAUGUUCAGCUUGACGGAGCUCAGGAUCUAGACGAUGAAAUUCCUGAUGCGGAUGAAGAAGGGUAUGCCUUCGGCGGCGACGACGACGACGAGGAGAAUGAGAACGAUGACGAAGAGGAUGAUGAGGACGAGGAUGAGGAUGAAGAAGAUGGUGAAGAGACAGAUGAUGAGGCUCUGAGAGCAGAGCGCCAGAACGACCUCAUGCAAGCACGUAUGAGGAUGGGUGACGACGCUUUUCGCGAAGCCCUUGUCCGCGGUGAGCCGGAUGCUAACGACAUGUAUGGCGACACCGAAGAACUCGAAGAAGAAGAGGAUAAUGGCUGUCUUCUCGACGAGGAAGACUUCGCGCAAGACGAUGACCUUGGCAUGGACAUGGAUGCCGAUCUUGACGAAGAUAUCCCCGAGGCUGAGAGCGGCGGCUACGAGCAUACCGACUCUGAAGCUGAAAUCUCCAGUAGCGAACAAGAGUCCUCCAACGACGAUGAGGAUGAUGAUGAAGACGAUGUUGACGUUAGUUUCGCACCUCGCUCUGCAACACUCCCUCGUCCUAUGUCGCCCACCUUCCAUGGCCGUUCUAGCAUGGCACAUCCACGCGCCAGCAUGGAUCUAAGUAACCUUCUCUCUCAAGACGGCAGUAGUUUUAUGCAGAGCAGUCCCGCUGGACGACGAGCCCGUCACGGCUAG